Molecule: messenger RNA, 315 nt
Organism: Helobdella robusta
Lineage: Eukaryota; Metazoa; Annelida; Clitellata; Rhynchobdellida; Glossiphoniidae
Exons: 2
Coding region: 1-315 (104 amino acids)
Source: RefSeq, a predicted model, not a curated record
AUGGAAGACGAGAAGGAAUUGGAUUCAACUGAUAAUGAAGUAGGCCAAAAGAAGCAUCCAAACGUCUUGGAGAAAGUAAAAGAAUGCCGGAAGAGGAAGGCUGCAAAGAAAGCCUGCAUACAAGCAACUGUGACAACAUGCACCCCACUUGGUAGUUCUGUAAUUUCGCAGGCGAAGGUCGAUCAGCUGGUGACAAACUUCAUUGUCGAGUAUAUGGAGCCAAUGAGCAUCGUCGAAUCUCAACCCUUCAUCGAGCUUGUUCAAGGUCUCCAGCCAACAAAGAAAGUUUUGUCGAGAAAAACUCUUAAUGGUUAG